This is a messenger RNA of Haliotis rufescens (red abalone), 4753 nucleotides long. RefSeq lists its product as uncharacterized. The record is from RefSeq and is a predicted model, not a curated record. NCBI's taxonomy places the organism in Eukaryota, Metazoa, Mollusca, Gastropoda, Lepetellida, Haliotidae. Bases 163 to 798 code for a protein of 211 amino acids. The transcript has 8 exons.
UUUCAAGAUGGCAGCCCCCGUUGUAAACACACGAGAAAAAGGUCUGACAAGUGAUUAUUCUUUGCGUGUCUGAGAUAAUUGUUGUCGGAAACACGUUAUUUCUGUCUUGAAAGUGAAGACAUACCACGCGUAGUUGUCAAACAAUAUUUGUAAGCUUCCAAGAUGAAUGUCCAGUAUGAGAGGCAGAUUGACGAGAUCACGACGGAGGAACUGCGACCCGAUCUCUACUACCAGAGGGAGAGAAAUCCUACUGGGCCAGAGAGAAGAUGGCCUAAAGUUAUUGGAAUUGUGGAAAUCAUCAGUGGAUUUGUUACAGCUUUCUUAGGGGCAAUGGAGGUGUUUAUAGUGCCAUUGACGGACAACAUCCAAGAUACCAAUGUAAUUUACUUGAGUAAAACCAACUGCUUUGGUGCAGGCAUUCUAGCAGGAAUAAUGAUGAUAUUAACAGGAAGCACAGCAAUACGAGCGUCCAUCAGCAAACGAGCUUCAACAGUAUACCGCUUCUACAACCUGACCAUGCUGACACUAGCUCUCUACGUGGCAUUGACCAUCUUCCUCAUAACAGCCUACGGGCUGGGCUGGACAGUCAAGUCCAACUACCCACCAAAUACUCACAUCCAUGAAGUCCACAUCUUCAUGACAAUUAGCACAGUGCUGGGUCUGUUGUUUGUCACGUCAGCGUUUGUCAAGUACUAUGACCUUGUGUUUUGUGGCGAGAUGCAGCUCGGCAAGAAGUGGCUGGAGUGUCUAUGUUGCUGCUUCAACAGGCGGUUACUACCAACACAGUAUCAACAUUGAUAGAAAGUUUUUUACAAGGGUGGUCGCAAACACAUUCCAGAAUGGCUGCAAGAGGAAGCCAGCCUGCAGGCCUACCCAUAUAGAUCCCCAGCACUCGGUCCUCCCGCUUCUGCUGUCUACGUGUCCACUGAUGUGUUCUGUGCUCAAAGAUACCAUUCAGAACACAGAUACACAAUGAAGAGAGAGCAGAGUUAUCUGCCCUUACUAAUAGCUAUUACAUGUGAUAUGUUUGUUUCACGUUUGAGUCUUCCCUGGAUGAAAUAUUCUUAUGGGACUUGAAAAACUGUUUGGUAUUAUGUAUGUUCAUCAUUACGAAAAUAGAUUCAUACCUUUAGUUUCUAUCAAUCUCAUUAAAAUGGGAUGUCCUCAGAUCUUUGUUUAGCAGUAGCGAGAACUAAGAUCUGAUUUUGAUGAGAUUGAGUUUCUUUUGAAUUGGACACUGUACACUAAAAAGAGACUGGGGGGAAACAUUGUCAAGUGGGAUUCAAAUUAUAUUUUUUUUAGUUUUGUCAAACUUGUGUUUUAGUUCCAAGUUUGAAAAAUGCACUUUCAGCAAUGACAUUUAAUUGAAAUUGAAACAUUUGAAAAGAGAUGUUUCAUGUAUGCUGUUUAUCUAUAUCCAAUCUUAUUUAAGUUAUAGAAAUCAGUAAGUAUUGUUAUUUUUUAUAUCAUGUUGUUUUAUCCGUCAAUCACACAAACAGUACAGAUUGAUACCUGUGACUGCCUUAUAUAGAUACAAAACUAAACUAAAUUUCCUGUCACUUUUCCUUCUGCUAUGUGAUACAGAUCAGUGCUCAUAUUUUAGGUGGUUUCUGGGUCCUUAAUGUUUGCUGCUAUAGCAUUUGAAUGUGGGACACCUUAAAUAACGGUUAACUUUAGGUUCUGACAAUACCGCUUUAGUUUUACGCUGAAUUUAGAACACUGCAUGUCCACACACAAGGAAAUCUCCACCGCCAUAGAAUGCAAAAUGUUUAUAUGUUCUUGUACUGAGUACAUGUAUAAAUGAAUUUUGAUAACUUAAAAAAAAAUUUGUUGGACUGUUUUAUAUUUGUAAAUUAUUUCUCUUAGAAAUGUUGAAAAAUGAAGUUAUGCAUCUUCCAGUGGCAAAAGUGUUUACUUAAUACCAGUAACCUUUGCCACGGGAAGAUGGUAAUUAUGUAUCUAACUUUAGUUCAUCACACUUUGUGAUAUACUGUGGCAUUUGAUCAUUUGUAAUCUUUAUUUAUGUUUAACAACAUCUGUCUAAUGUUCUUAUUAAUUGUUUGCAUCACAUAUAUACAUGCAAUUAUUUAGUUGUAGUUUGUUUACACUUAUGUUUUUGUUUGUGUCCUGCACAUGCAGCAUUUGUAUGUGUGAUGUGACUGUCAUGGUUCAUGAAAAUCAGGACUCUCAUGGGCAUUUCAUGCUUGGAAGAGAAGUAUUUGGAAGACAGCGUGAUUACAACCUGUGAUCUCACUGACUGUGUGUCAUCAUACUUUGAUAGUGUCAAUCCGUUUUCAUGCUGUCUAUCACUGUUACCCUGGCCCUGAUUACUGAACCCAACUAUGUGUAUGGUGGUUUUCAUAGGGAUGUAUCUAGGGUUCCAAAUAAUUGCCCUUUAACAGGCAAAUUGGGAAAAAAUUGGGAUAUUUUUCAAUUUUGUUACUACAGACCCAGAAGAUCUGGGGUAGAAUAGGUCUUCAGCAACCCAUGCUUGUCGUAAAAGCCGACUAAAGGGAUCUGGUGAUUAACAACAAACAAACAAUCUUGUUACUCUUCUUAUUUUUGAAAAUUCUGAGGUACUGGACAUUUUAAUUCAAAUUGGGAAUUUUUACAGUCAUUUGCUGACAUGGGCUGAAUGUCAACCUCUGUGCUGGUCUAGAUAGCUCCUUGGAUACUUGGAUACAGUAUGGUGUUUAUAGGGUGUUUUGGUAAGAGAUGAAAAGCAUUAAUUAAUUUAUUUGGCCCUGAGCAGGGAUUGGAUUCGGAAUAUAGCAGAUGCAUGACAAUUAUGUCAUUCAUGCCUUGUCAGUAAUCCUUUUUGCAUUCUUUGAGUAUUACUAUUCUUAAAAGAACUAAUACAGCAUUUCACACCCUCCACCCUGACAUCAAUUAAUGAAACUUCUUUGGAGAGCCGUUCUUGAGUUAUGUGAUCUCAAAAUGCCAGUCACUCAGAUACGGUUGGCCUAUUUUGCUAACGUCAUAUAAUUGGGGAAUAAUAGAGUAAGGAUAUUGCACGAAUUUACAAUAAACCUUGUAAUGCAAGAUCUCCAAAAGGUGUAUAGUUCAUAUUAGACUUCUCAUUUUUUCGGACGGUGGGCUAUUCUGUGCUCAACAUAAAUUAUUUGUACACUUUGAUUUGAAGAUGAAAUCAAAUGAAAACAACUAGAAUUUGUAUAUAGGUUUAUGGCUGCAAGACUGCGUUAUGCCUCGUGAUAGUCACGUGCACGAAACGUUCCAAUAUGGAUUCCUGUCAUGUUUAUGGCUGCAAGACUGCGUUAUUCCUCGUGAUAGUCACGUGCACGAAACGUUCCAAUAUGGAUUUCUGUCAUGUUUAUGCCUGUAAGACUGCGUUAUUCCUCGUGAUAGUCACGUGCACGAAACGUUCCAAUAUGGAUUCCUGUCAUGUUUAUGGCUGCAAGACUGCGUUAUUCCUCGUGAUAGUCACGUGCACGAAACGUUCCAAUAUGGAUUUCUGUCAUGUUUAUGCCUGUAAGACUGCGUUAUUCCUCAUGAUAGUCACGUGCACGAAACGUUCCAAUAUGGAUUCCUGUCAUGUUUAUGGCUGCAAGACUGCGUUAUUCCUCGUGAUAGUCACGUGCACGAAACGUUCCAAUAUGGAUUCCUGUCAUGUUUAUGCCUGUAAGACUGCGUUAUUCCUCGUGAUAGUCACGUGCACGAAACGUUCCAAUAUGGAUUCCUGUCAUGUUUAUGGCUGCAAGACUGCGUUAUUCCUCGUGAUAGUCACGUGCACGAAACGUUCCAAUAUGGAUUCCUGUCAUGUUUAUGCCUGUAAGACUGCGUUAUUCCUCGUGAUAGUCACGUGCACGAAACGUUCCAAUAUGGAUUCCUGUCAUGUUUAUGCCUGUAAGACUGCGUUAUUCCUCGUGAUAGUCACGUGCACGAAACGUUCCAAUAUGGAUUCCUGUCAUGUUUAUGCCUGUAAGACUGCGUUAUUCCUCGUGAUAGUCACGUGCACGAAACGUUCCAAUAUGGAUUCCUGCCAGUGUUGGCUGAGGUCGUAUUGUCGGGAAGAGGGGAGCUAGUAUUAUCUCAGUUUCCUCUCUUAAACUAGUUGAUGAUUUUACUGCUACACUUUGUUUUUGAAGUAUCGCGUUGUCUAAUCGUAAGUUUGGUCUGGAAGAAACAUGUGUCUCUUUCAGACUCAGGGUUUCUAGUGAAACAAUCGUGUGUAUGCGUUGUUUUCACUUGACUUGUUACUGCUUGAUUAUCCAAUGUAGUUCAGGAAUUAUUGUCAAGAAAAUGACAGACAGGUAAACGGGUUGUGUGCUAUUUUGUAUGCUUGAAUUACGUUUAUGCAUGAUAAUUUAGUUUAAUAACAUAGUCAUUUAUAAUGCUAUCAAUUGUUUUUCAAUCAGCAUUAAACUUUAGUAGUAUGACAAUUCACGUGAAGCUAGAGAUGUGAGAAUAAGGUUACCAGUGUCGUUUUCAAACAUAUUUCUCUGAAAUUAAACAUGACUAUCGGUGCCAUAGAUGAUGCAGCAGCUGGAAACGACAAGCAGACAUAGAAUCACGGAAAUCACGUAACUGUCAUAGCCUUGGCACUCAGUUGUAUAUGAGAUCAACUGACUUAAUUUUUCAAAGUUUGUAAAUGAAGUUAUCAAAUUGUUUUCAACACAUUAGAUUUUUCAGUGGCUUUUGUUUUGUAUUCCAUGUCACAAAGGUUUGUGUGAACAGACUUGUUUUGAUGGUAUACAUGAUGCUGCGAAAAUAAUAUUGAUUCGUGUACCAAUCA